Messenger RNA from Anarrhichthys ocellatus (wolf-eel), 2144 nucleotides. RefSeq names its product leucine-rich repeat-containing protein 43. The record is from RefSeq and is a predicted model, not a curated record. The transcript is spliced from 12 exons. The coding region runs from base 110 to 1942 and encodes 610 amino acids. Gene Ontology annotation, cellular component: cytoplasm. Gene Ontology annotation, molecular function: protein binding. Lineage: Eukaryota; Metazoa; Chordata; Actinopteri; Perciformes; Anarhichadidae.
CUUUUCCCUGAAAGACUGACCAAAGAAAAGCUAACGUGUCAUUGCACACUGAAGCUUGUGUUUGUCUUAACACAUCUAUGUAACUUGCCAUACGGUAACAAAUGCUGACAUGAGCUCAAACAAGCUUUCUGCUGUGUUAGAGAAGCAGAUUCACCGCCUUUGUCUGAAGGACUUUCCCUGUGGUUACGGCACCUGGAGAAAGAGCAAAGACAGUACAGAGGGAGCAGAAACAGAGGACACAGACGACCUCCUGGAUCUGCUGAGUUGCCGUCACUCUCCAUGGCGGGAUGACAAAUCAUGGAGCCCUCAGGCUCCAGCCCUGAGACGGCUGGCUGUGCUCACCCCUGAACGCCUGCACACAGACUUCAUUUACAAUUACUUUACUACACUUCGCAUUGUGGACAAGGGUGUAUCAGUCAUCGACGAAGGCCUGUUAAGGUUCUCAGAGCUGGAGGAAUUGGUGCUAAGUGACAAUAAAAUCUCAGAAAUCCCUGCAGAAAACCUUCCCAGCACUUUGAAGAUUUUGGAGCUACGUGCCAACAGGUUGUCUGCUCUAAACAGUCUCACCAACUGCCUCCCUCCCCGCCUAGAAUACCUCAGCCUCGGCUCAAACAGUCUGGGUUCACAUGACGACAUCUUUCAUCUUACUGGAAGACAUUGGCCACAGCUGGUGUGUCUGGACCUGAGUGACUGUGAGUUUAAGGACCAGCGGGCCCUGCUGAGUGCCCUGAGCACACUCAGCUGCCUCAGGACGCUGGUGCUGGAGGGGAACCCAUUCACUCUUGCUCCCUCCUACCCAGGCUUCACUGUGGACAGUGUUCCACAGCUCUCUUGCCUGGACACCUCAUGGAUCUCCGCUGAGGAAAGACAGUGUUUUAGGGGCUUGGCCAAGAACAGUGAUCUGAUAGUGGACCGUGCAUCAGCCACAGUGAGUGUGGGCAGGGCGAGGGGAAUCCCAAACCCAUUGAUGAGAGUGGAAGAAAACGCUCCAGACUUCCCUGUUGUGAACUACGGCUAUUUUAUCACAUAUGAGUUCCUUAGUCAUCAAACUGUUAACCUGAACUUCGACAGGGAGUCUAAAUCUGACGCAGCAAAUGUAACAGAAGAUGAUGCUGACCUACAAUCAAACAGAAAUUGUGAAAAAGAAUCGUGCAAACACUUAAUGUUGUAUAGUGAGGAAACCUGCCAUGAUGUCGCACAUGUGUCAGGACACAGCACAUCAAAGCUGACCUGGUCAGAGUGCAUGGACUUCAGUCACACACACACGUACAUUGUUGGUGAUCUGGGAGGCUUGAAGAGAUUCUUCAAUAAAGGACUUUAUCUUACAAUAGAGGAGGAAAAAGUCCUGUCAUGGCCUGCAGUCUCUGAAGACGUCCCGUUAGCCAAACCCAGCCGACCUGUAAAAGAGAAGAAAAGCAGGAAAGGGGAAGAAUCUCCAAUCAAAUCUGGAUCCACUAAAGACAAGUCUGAAGACAAAAAGAAAAAAUCGGUACCAGAGCUGUUCCAGGACGCCCCCAUCAGAAGAAUACUAGGCUCUGUCCACAUCCCCCUGCACAGCCUGGUGACAGGAGGACAAAAGGUCCAUGUCCUCUGUAACGUUGGGGCUCUGCAAACUGAGUCUGAGGUGGAAGCUACACAAACACUUGAAAAGGCGAGAGGACAUGCUCAACAGGAUCUGGGAAAGACAAUUAAAGAGGACAAGAAGAAGGACAAGGAAUCAAAGCAGGGAGGAGGCAACAGUACUAAACAGAAGAAUACAGCAGCUUCAAAAGGCAAAGUAAAAGGAGGGCAGGAAUGCAAGAUGGACGUCCACACAGAGAACUCCGUGUCCGUCCAACUGGAACCGGUGACUGUGGAGGUCAACGUGGAGCUGGAGAAAUGGCAGUCUGCAUCUGAAGCUCAUCAACUUCUGCUCCCACAACAUAACUCCUUGAGCAAAUAGCCAGUUUUGUCUUAAAGCCAGAUGAGCAGCUACACCAGGUUUACUUCCUUUUUCAGUUUGACCCACUGUACACCAGGAACCAUAUUCCUCCAUCUAGUCCUGGCCAGGCUGGUUUAUUGGUGUAGCUUCAUCUCAAGUCUAACAAGUGUUACAAACUCACCAGAAAAAUAAAAUACACACAUUUUUUCUCAUGUUCCUCCCU